UCCAUUAUCGAACAAUUCAUGUAUUGAAAUGACAACCGUAGGGCCUGAGUUUACGACUCAUAUAAAAACUAAAACAAAAGAAUUUCCAGUACUAGGUGUAGGCUUAGGCGUGUCGGCUGGACUUGUUUUCACACUAGGAGUAGCAGUUAUCAUCGUAGUGCUCAGAAAAAGACAAAAACAAAGCGGGUGCAAGAAAACAAAAAGUAACGAAUCGGACAUAAACAGUUCAUUGGACGUGAAGCGAGACCAAGCGGGACAAAUCGGACACACUGUGUCCAACCAUAAUUAUUUUCUACUCGAGAAACACACAAUCUCAGCGGACGAACAUAUAGAUCAUCAUAAACACGCACCAGGAGAAACAUAUUCAACCAUCGUGGAAGAGAAUGAUUACCAUUCCAUAAAUAAGGACCCACGUGCAAACGCCAAAGACGACUGCGAUGACUACGAUUACACAACUAACAAAGCAUCAACAUCUGGUGGCAUGAGUCACGACACUGUAUAUAACAAACUGAAGCUUGAACGCCAGGGUGACUAUGACCAUGUCAAAGGGCAAGUUCAUAUAAAUAGCCGCAUAACAAACAGCGACUAUGAUACGACUGUAACUUCGACGGCGAGAUCUGGUUACGGAAUCGGCGACUACGACCAUGUCAAGAAAAUGGGAGCGAUGCUAAAAGCUGCAUCAGGUAACGACUAUGACACGACAGUUUCAUUAGCUGCUUAUGAACGAAAAAAGGGAGAAAGAGGCGAAGAAAAUAAUUAUAAUCACAAAGAGUAGUAGCGUGGUUCAGGAAAAUUGGAAAACUCGACUUGAUGCUCAUCACAAAAGCAAUAGCAAUGUUGACUGCAAACUUUACAGACUAUUAGUUUGACUAUUUUGGGCUAUAGCCAUGUUGUUAGUUAAUGUCGGCGAGAUGGGAAAACAAAAAAAUAUAGUUCGUUUAAUUUAAAUGUAUGUAAAUUUAUUUUCAUUAAUGAAAAAGAUAUUGUGUAUCUGAUGGCUACAUAUUGACCUAAACUAUGGCAAAAUCUGCAGGAAGCUGUCUAGAAGUCGUGACAUAAGUGAUAUAACGAAUGAUCGAAUAUUUGAGGCGAACACGAUCUUCGUCAGGGGCUUAAGGGGUUGUUCUUAUUAGAGCAUUUCAUUUGUGAAUGUUUUAAGGGAUUGUUGCAUUUAAAGCAUCUUUGGAUUGUUAAACGGACUGUUGUAGUACUGGAUGUUUAAAGGGUUUGUUGAUUUUAAGCAUCUUUGGAUUGUUAAACAUACUGUUGUAGUACUGGAUGUUUAAAGGGUUUGUUGAUUU
Messenger RNA from Dreissena polymorpha, 1301 nucleotides. RefSeq lists its product as uncharacterized. NCBI's taxonomy places the organism in Eukaryota, Metazoa, Mollusca, Bivalvia, Myida, Dreissenidae. The record is from RefSeq and is a predicted model, not a curated record. Bases 29 to 775 code for a protein of 248 amino acids. The transcript has 3 exons.